Messenger RNA from Brassica napus (rape), 2203 nucleotides. RefSeq names its product sucrose nonfermenting 4-like protein. The record is from RefSeq and is a predicted model, not a curated record. NCBI's taxonomy places the organism in Eukaryota, Viridiplantae, Streptophyta, Magnoliopsida, Brassicales, Brassicaceae. The transcript has 12 exons. Bases 502 to 1950 code for a protein of 482 amino acids.
AACAAUAUCAACAUUACGCUGCGCUUCGUCGCCCCUCCCUCCCUCCCACAGAUUCUCCACCCUGAAGGAAAAGAAGAGACCCAAUCAGAUCCAAACAAUCAAUGCCAUCUCCAAAUUAGGGUUCUCUCCCAAAUCCCUAAUUCUCCAGCUCCCAUCAUUCUCAUUUCGAUUUUCGAUCAUCGAAGAAGGUCUGUACUCUCCUCUCCCGCCUGCCGAAUUUAACCUCAGAGCGUAUCAUCUCAUCACUUGAUCGCUCGUGGUUGAGUCAGGGGGCUUGAGGAGCUCAGUAAUUUCUCCAUCUCUUCGUUGUAGAUCGUGAUUUGGGAUUUUUAGGGUUUUCGAUCUCUGGUGGAUUAGCUUCAUUCGGAUUGGGACUCAGUGUUAUGUCUAAGCCUUAAAGUCGGAAGCUUUCAAGAGUUUCUUUUUGCUGAAGAAUCGAUUGAGAAGUUUGUAGGAGUUGGUAUCUGUAGCUUGUAAACUAUAUAAAGACGUGGAGAGGGGAUGUUUAGUUCUACAUUGGCUAACAACCGUGGGAACAGCGCUGCCUCAGCGCAGCUUGUUACUCCCACCCGCUUCGUGUGGCCUUAUGGAGGUAGAAGGGUCUUCCUCAGCGGAUCUUUCACCAGGUGGACUGAACAUGUGCCAAUGUCACCACUUGAGGGAUGCCCUAGUGUUUUUCAAGUCAUUUGCAACUUGACUCCUGGAUAUCAUCAGUAUAAGUUUUAUGUUGAUGGGGAAUGGAGGCACGAUGAGCACCAACCAUUUGUAAACGGAAACGGCGGAGUAAUGAAUACGAUACUUAUCACUCUACCAGAUAUGGUUCCCACUGGUUUUAGCCCAUCGAACAUGGAUGUGGAUGAUUUCUCUCAGCAAAUGGCUGAUCCAUCCCAGGAUUCUAUCCCUAGGAUGUCAGCGGUUGAUUUGGAGAUGUCUCGUCACCGUAUAUCUGUUUUAUUGUCAACCCGUACUGCAUAUGAGCUGCUCCCAGAGUCGGGCAAGGUUAUUGCAUUGGAUGUAAAUUUACCAGUAAAGCAAGCAUUCCACAUACUCUAUGAGCAGGGAAUCCCUUUGGCUCCUCUUUGGGACUUUGGUAAAGGCCAAUUUGUGGGAGUUCUUGGUCCACUUGACUUCAUUCUAAUACUUAAAGAGCUUGGAACGCAUGGAUCGAACUUGACAGAAGAAGAGCUUGAGACGCACACAAUAGCAGCGUGGAAAGAGGGGAAGGCUCAUAUUAGCAGACAAUAUGAUGGAACUGGGAGACCAUAUCCUAGGCCACUUGUUCAGGUUGGGCCCUAUGAUAACCUGAAAGACGUUGCCAUGAAAAUUUUGCAAAACAAGGUGGCAGCCGUUCCAGUUAUUUACUCUUCUUUGCAGGAUGAGUCAUAUCCGCAGCUACUGCAUCUAGCUUCGCUAUCAGGCAUAUUAAAAUGUAUAUGCAGAUACUUUAGACAUUCGUCUAGCUCUUUGCCAAUCCUUCAGCAGCCCAUUUGUUCGAUUCCCCUGGGUACUUGGGUCCCCAGAAUCGGAGAAUCAAGUAGCAAACCUCUCGCUACACUGAGACCACACGCCUCUUUGGGUUCUGCGCUCUCAUUAUUAGUUCAAGCUGAGGUUAGUGCAAUUCCAGUAGUGGAUGACAAUGACUCGCUUAUUGACAUAUACUCCCGAAGUGACAUAACUGCUCUGGCUAAAGAUAAGGCAUACGCACAGAUUCAUCUUGAUGACAUGACGGUUCACCAGGCGCUUCAGUUGGGGCAAGAUGCAAGUCCGCCUUAUGGAAUGUUCAACGGGCAGCGAUGUCAGAUGUGCUUGCGCUCAGACUCUCUUGGGAAAGUGAUAGAGCGGUUGGCGAAUCCAGGUGUAAGGAGGCUGGUGAUAGUGGAAGCAGGGAGCAAACGUGUUGAAGGUAUCAUAUCUUUGAGCGAUGUUUUCAAGUUCCUAAUCGGUCUUUGACUACUACUUCCGACAACAACCUCUUCAAAACUCUUUUUCUCGUUUCCACAAAUCGAAAUACCCAACAAUUUGCUUCUUUCUUUUUUUUUUGUGUUUUUUUGGGGGGGGUCUUUGCAAGGAAUUUGUAAAUUUGCCACGAACACCUUCAUUGUUUUCUUCUUAUUUAUUUUUGUUUUGUUUAAGUUGAACGUGUUUCCUUUCAUUCUUGUGAAGAUAUUGGCUACCAAAAGCUUUACUAGCAUUUUCUCAGUUU